This is a messenger RNA of Podospora pseudopauciseta, 594 nucleotides long. RefSeq lists its product as uncharacterized. The transcript has a single exon. Gene Ontology annotation, cellular component: plasma membrane. The record is from RefSeq and is a predicted model, not a curated record. The coding region runs from base 1 to 594 and encodes 197 amino acids. Gene Ontology annotation, biological process: transmembrane transport. Lineage: Eukaryota; Fungi; Ascomycota; Sordariomycetes; Sordariales; Podosporaceae. Gene Ontology annotation, molecular function: transmembrane transporter activity.
AUGACAUACAUCCCAAGGGUGACACAACAGGCACCACAAACAGAGCCUCAAAUCCCUCCACAACACCCUCUGAAUCAACAACCCACGCCGACCCAGAACCCCUUAUUCAGCCUCCAUCACCCCUCAAAAAUCCUCAUCACCCUCUCAGUCACCUUCCUCGCCAUCAUCUCCCCCCUAUCAGGGCACAUGAACCUCCCUGCCCUCUCCGCCAUCUCUGUGGACCUACACAUGUCCAUGUCGUUAACAAACCUGACAAUAACAGUCUACACCUUUGUCUCAGGGCUGACACCGUCCCUUAUCGCUCCGUUUUCUGAUUCCUAUGGCCAACGACCGGUGUAUCUUUUCUCUUUGGCGUUGUGCGCACUGUCUAACAUAGGGCUUGCGCUGCAAUCCUCCUUUCCGGCCUUGAUAUCGCUAUUAUGUGUCCAAGCUGCUGGAGCUGGGGUCACAAUCUCCCUGAGGAGUGCAGUCGUAGCGGACAUGAUCGCCAUAGCCGAAAGGGGAAAAUACAUCGGCUAUGCUGCGCUGGGGUUGACUCUCGGUCCUGCUCUUACACCGAUGCUGGGAGGGAUAAUGACGGAGUAUCACGGCUGA